This is a messenger RNA of Acanthaster planci (crown-of-thorns starfish), 8900 nucleotides long. RefSeq names its product ATPase family AAA domain-containing protein 2-like. The record is from RefSeq and is a predicted model, not a curated record. Gene Ontology annotation, biological process: nucleosome disassembly; transcription initiation-coupled chromatin remodeling; nucleosome assembly. Gene Ontology annotation, cellular component: nucleus. Lineage: Eukaryota; Metazoa; Echinodermata; Asteroidea; Valvatida; Acanthasteridae. Gene Ontology annotation, molecular function: ATP hydrolysis activity; ATP binding; histone binding.
UAGUCUCCACAUACAAAACAAGAUAAUGCCGUCUCUGACGGAUUUUGCUGGACCAAAUUAAACGGAGAUUUUGUCAGAGAGAUGGUUAAAACUAGGCGUUCUUCACCGUUAGAGGAUCACGACUAUGGGGAGGAGUUCCUGUCUUUGAGUAGCCGAAGGAGUAGGCGACAACCCAGGGCAAAUGAGGAGGUUGAUGUAAGCUCCAGUAGUGAUGUAACUCAAAAAUGCAAACAGGAUGGCACUAAUUUGCGGGCUCGCUCUGUGAAUUCAAACAACAGUAUUGCUCAGUCAAGAAUGCGGAGAAAUAGAUCUCUUCGGAUGGAUGAUACAAAAAUUACCUCUUACAGUCCAGUACGAACCAGAAGGUCUGCUAAGAUGGAAACAGAGCAAGAGCCAUUGACUGAACCAGUCACUAUUGAUAAUAUCCACUUAGCAGAAUUUGAGGAAGAAGAUCAUGAGUUCAUACCACGGCGCAGUAUGCGAGCCAGAAAGCCGUUAUAUACAACCAUGAACACCAAUAUGAUUGUCAACCAUGUGUUAUCUGCACUACAAGAGGAUAAAGCUGCCAAAUCCAUCCAGAAGAAAAGAAAUAACAUUGAUGAAGAGGAAGAAGAGGAGGAUGAACAUCAAGGAUCAGAUGAUGAGGAGGUUGAUAGUACAAGCUUGGACAUGUACUCUCGCAUUAAAAGGCGUCACAUCAAGAGACGAUCUCUUGCUGAAGAGGAGGAAGAAGAUACAGAAGAUGAAGGAUCUGAUCAAGACAGUGAUGAAGAAAGUUCUGAAGAAGAAGAGGAAGAGGACCCACCUACAAGGAACUAUGGCUUGAGACAACAUCGACGAAUUGUACAGAGAUAUGAGGCUCCAUUACAAGAGACUAUUCCUAGAAAGCGGCCUAUUCGUCUAUUUGAUAAAUCACGUUCACCACUACGGCGGCAUUAUCGCAGUCAUUCCAAACCACUUACUCCAAUCAGAGGCCAGCAUUUUAAGAGGAAGCACCAUGCUGCCCACAACAGGUCAUCUACUAGUACAGAUUCUUCUGAUGAUGAAAUGCAUUUUGAAAGGCGUAAGAAAAAGAGUAUGGCUCGGAGUAGAAUGAGAUGUCUUCCAAUGAACAUGGUUCCAGAAGAUGUGACUGGAAUCAUGAAGGAUCGUCAGAAAAUUGGGAGCAGUCUUGCUGAUGUAGAUCCCAUGAACAUUGAUACAACAGUGACUUUUGACUGUGUCGGUGGUCUCAACCAACACAUCCGGAACCUAAAAGAAAUGGUUGUCUUCCCGCUUUUGUAUCCAGAAGUUUUUGAUCAUUUUAAGAUGUCACCACCAAGAGGCGUUCUUUUCCAUGGACCACCAGGGACUGGCAAGACGUUAGUAGCAAGAGCACUUGCCAAUGAGUGUCGUCAAGAAGAUAAGAGAGUUUCUUUCUUCAUGAGGAAGGGAGCAGACUGCUUGAGCAAGUGGGUAGGAGAGUCUGAGAGACAACUCAGACUCCUCUUUGAUCAGGCAUAUAUUAUGCGUCCUUCCAUCAUCUUCUUUGAUGAAAUUGAUGGCUUGGCACCUGUGCGAUCAAGUCGUCAAGAUCAGAUCCAUUCUUCUAUUGUCUCAACACUGCUUGCCCUUAUGGAUGGCCUUGACAGCCGUGGUGAGAUCGUUGUCAUAGGAGCAACCAAUCGAAUUGAUGCUAUUGAUCCAGCACUUCGUCGUCCUGGACGGUUUGAUCGAGAGUUCUCAUUCCCAUUACCUUCGCAAGAGGCUCGACGUAGCAUUUUGUCCAUUCAUACUACAAACUGGAGUCCAAAGUUGUCUGAUGCAUUCAUCUCUGAGGUCGCUGAAAAGUGUGUUGGCUACUGUGGUGCAGAUUUGAAAGCUCUGUGUACUGAAGCUGCUCUGUUUGCACUCCGACGUCAAUAUCCACAAAUCUAUGCUUCCAAAGAGAAACUUCAGUUGGAUGUAACUCAGAUUCAAAUGAGUGCCAAAGACUUCCAUAAAGCUAUGAAGAAAGUUGUACCAGCUGCUCAACGUUCAGUGGUGUCACCAGGCAGGGCAUUGUCUGUCAUCAUCCAGCCAUUGUUGCAGAAUCAGUUAAAUGCUGUGUUGGAGCAAUUACACCGUGUCAUGCCUGCUGCAGUCACCUCAAGUGACAAGGCUACUACAUCUGGUGACAUAAGCUCCUCCUCAGCUGCAUCAAAGAUGGUGCUGGACGUGACUGAUGAAUAUGAUGACUACAGUGAGGAGGAGGGUCCUUGCAUCUUUGACAAGUCUUCAACACAGAGCGAUGGAAAGAGAAAGAAAAGUGUUUGUGACAGAGAACAGUCAAGUUAUUCAUUCAUGGACUUCUCAAGUGCUGCGUAUGAGAGGCCUUCAACCCACAGACCUCGUCUUCUUCUAAGUGGUGCCGAAGGUCAAGGUCAAAGUUCGUAUCUUGGACCAGCUGUUCUACAUCAUCUGGAGAAGAUGCCUGUUUACCGAUUAGAUCUUCCUGCUUUGUAUUCAGUCAGUGUGAACACACCAGAGGAGUGCUGUGCUCAGAUUUUCCGUGAAGCUGGACGUAGUAGUCCCAGUGUUAUCUACAUGCCUAAUAUCAGUCGUUGGUGGGAAACAAUUACAGACACAACAAGGGCAACAUUUCUAAGUCUUCUACUGGAUCUUCCACCUAAUGCACCGGUAUUGAUUUUAGCUACAAGUGAGAAGGCCUUGCAUGAAGUACCACUAGAGGUACGAGAACUAUUUAGUGAUUAUAGAGGGGAAGUCUACCGAGUGAGACUCCCAUCUCCUGAGGAAAGACAUGCCUUCUUUGAGGAUCUCAUCCUUCAUCAAACUUGUAAGCCACCACCCAGGAAGAGAAGAGCAGUAGCUGGUAGCUUGGAAGUACUACCUGUUGUGGCACCCCCAGAGCCACGCAGACUUCAAGAAGAAGAGCUGAAGAAACUUGAAGAGCGUGAAGAGUCAACACUAAGAGAACUGAGGUUAUUCCUCCGAGAUGUGCUGACACGCCUUGCAAAUGAGAAGAAGUUUCGACAUUUCUUGAGACCAGUUGAUCUUGAAGAGGUACCAGACUACUUAACUGUAAUUAAGAAUCCGAUGGACCUGUCAACCAUGAUGAAUAAGAUUAACAUGCAUCACUACAACAGCGGACGGGACAUGAUGGAUGACAUUGAUCUGAUUUGCCAGAAUGCAUUGGAGUAUAAUCCUGACAGAGAUCCUGGUGAUCGUGCCAUCCGUAAUUAUGCCUGUGAGUUGAAGGAUACAGCAUAUGCCAUUAUUGAAGCAGAGAUGGACAAGGAUUUUGAGAAGGAGUGUCUUGAUAUCAAGGAAUCGAGGAUGAAUCGAGGUCAAAGCCCUGCCAAAACAGCACCUCUUUAUUACCGAGUUCUUCCUCCAAGCAUGCUGCCAGCCAGUCAAGAGCCUCCUAAACUCAAGCCAGUCCGAGAGCAGCCUGCCAAUCUUAAGAGGAAGAAUGACACACCUCCAAAGAUUAAUCCUGUCAGUGGUUUGACUGAUCCGUUCUCCCAGUCCAAGUCUGUAAAGAGGAAAAAGCAGACACGUUUAAGAUCAAGAUGGAACAGAGGAUUCAUAACGUCAGCAAGAAAAAAGAAGAAGGUGACAAGCACAACAGAGGGCUCAACUAAAUUAGAUCCAGAUGGGACAGAAGAAGUAGAAAAUAAGGAAGAGGACAGUGUAACUGAAAAUGCGUCUAGCAUAGAAGUUGAAGCUGAUAGUAAUCUUGAACCAGUUAGUCCAAGCCAUGAUGAAAGGGAUGACAGAAGUAACUUUCAUCAAACAGAUGCCCCACCUUCAUGUUUACAAGAAAAUGGACCAGUUGAGAAUGGGAUUGAAUCGAACGGUAUGCCUGAUGAGCUUGAAGCUAGUCGGCAUUCCCAAAUGACUAAUGAUAGACCCUGCAGUGAAAAUGAUAGCAUAAAGAGUGGUGAGGUGCACCGAGAUGCCAGACCAAUCCGCUCUAGACUGCGCUCAAGUGCUAGUUCUCAUUCUGAUAACAAUCCUACUUCACCCAAGUCUACCUCCUUAAUACAUUCAACGAAUGGAACUGAACACUCUACUCAUGCUGCAUCUAAGGCACCUGAUGUUAGUAAUGGAACAGAUCAAUUUGAACAAAGCAGAGGGACUUCAAGAUCAGAAAUGGCAAGUGUAGACCAAAAUACCUCAGGAGCUAUCCAGAGACAGACAAGAAAUCACCCACCAUCUGCAGAGAUGGAAGGUAAAAAUGUAACAAGAUCUCAUCCUGAUGAUACAAGGAUGGGGUCUUUUGACAGAGAGGAAACGGUAGCAGUUGAAGCGGGAGGCUCACCAAGUCCAAGAAGAAUGACUCGUAGGAUGUGGGCAGAUAUGACCGCACCAAAGAUUGUAGGAAAACCUGAGGAAACCACACCAGUACUGGUGGCAGAUCACAAAAGGUUAAAGGCCCUUCUAUCCACUGUGGUACAAAGAACUAGUGGUAGUAAUGUUGAAACUUUGGAGAGACUUCACUGCAGUCUGAGUCAGUUCAUCUACACACAUCGUAUGGAGUAUGACAAAACUCAGUUGAUUACAGAUAUGGAAAGUGAAGUGCUGUGCUUUGUGAGGAUGUAAAAUACAAAAUAGGGAAGGACAGUGGAAGACUUUGAAUUCUGUGGAUAGUCACAUUUGACUUGGAACGUAUAGAAAUUAUCAUCGUAUUUGGAGUGUUCUUAAAGUAUCCCUAAAAAUGAGUAUUGAAAUACUUGGGAUGAUUUGGAGCUAUACAGUUGACGUGACCCUACCUCAUUACAUCAACAAACUUGCUGGCAAAACGGUACAUCUCAGGGAAACAUCUUACAUUCUCUGCUAGAUUUUUAUUCAACAGAGUUUGUAGGAGAUCUGUCAAUGUUACAUUUUCCCAAACUACUUUUGAGUUGGUGUGUUUUUGGAAUAGAUUACACCAAUUUGUUAACGCUGACUAGAUGAAACAGUUUAGAGAAAAAAUGUUGGGAGCAUAUUGAGCAUCAUAGACACAGUAAACUGUCCAUAAUCUGAAUUGGACCUCAUAAUAGUGUUAAUGUCAAACAAUGGGUACAGUUUUUACUUAUAGGUGAGUCUACAUGUAUAUAUGUUCACAAGACACGUCAGAAGUAAGAGUGUGAAUUGUUGUCUUUUGUUCAUUUGAACAGCCUGCAACUUGACUCGAUUACAGUACUGCAUUAGGCAUACAUGUCAUUUGGUUGACAAAUUUCACUCUCAGGCUUUGCUUAGUGUAGUUAGAUCAGUUUUCAAUUCUUGAAUAAUGCAUUUUUUCCAGAGACCUGCUGUUUGACUUGACAUUUUCUCAGUGUUUUGUGUAGAAAAAAAAAAAGAUUUCUAUUAAACCAUGUUGGGAAACUAAGCGCUAAGUGAUUAUUGAAGGAAUUGUCUGAAUGUGGAUUUGAACUUGCAACCUUCAGAAUACCUUACCAGUGGUCAACCAACUGAGCCGUCCAGCCCUGUGUUGGUGGCCCUUCCCAGUUAUCAGUCACUUUGUUUAGAGGGGGACUUGCCAGAUGCAACAAAACCUGUGAUAGCAACUGAAUUUCAUAUUUUGCCAUUGAAUGAUUUUUUUCUAGCUUGAUAUUAAAUAUGUGAGUUGCUGCUUUUCAAGUCCUUCAGAAGUUCAAGUACACUGUACAUGUAGGUGGGAAAUGAGAGAAUGGAAUCUGAUCUGUGAGAUUAACAUCAGUGUUACAGAGGAGUUGGAUGUGGCAUGAAGUGAGGUUAUCUUAGGCAAGAAGAACCACAGAAUAUUUGGGAAAUCGUUUAGAGCAUGUAUGGUUAAUAUGCAUUUACAUUCCAGAGAUAAACUGAGUAAGUUAAAUUGACAGUACCUCAAAGGAGAGUUAAUGUUGGGCUUGAAUGCUGCCUUACAAUGAGGUAGAGUGAAUUACCUUUGUAAAGUCUUUGCAAUGUGUACAUGCUGCAGAUGAUUGUGUUGAUAGUGUGUGAUAGUAAUGGAAUAUGUUUAAUGGAUCCUCAUUUGACAUUUGAGAGUCAUGGGAUGGGAUUAACUGGAUGAAACAGUAAACAUUGAGUAUUACCUUGCAGAAGUGAGAAGAGUAAACCCUUUACUGUCGGGAUCACCAAGCUCAUGGAUAAGUAACUUUCUCUGAAACACUUCCAAAUUUUUGAGUGUUCAUUCCAUAAAACCAGAUUUUGAAAACAAUUUACAAAUUUACCAUAUUCCCCCUUCCUUGAAAUGUAUACUGAAGCAGAAAAUCACACCGGUUUCAAAAGUUCAGUUUUAAACUUCUAUUAGUUUUUCAGUAUGCAGUAUCUAUGGUACAAAUGCAUCAGCUAGCUUAGGCAGGAAUCUUAAGUAUUACUAGAAAUGCAUUAACCGUUGAUGACUUGUGACCGCUUUGAAACUAAACUCUUUUGUGUCCACAUUCUUACAUGUGGGUUCCUUGUUACGUUUAAAAUAUGCAAAGGCUUGAAUUAUUUGCUUUAGUUUGCAGUAUGUUGAACAUAAGUUUUGUCGUGCUGCAAAUAUCUCUAAGCUACUGAAAAGGGCAUACAGGAUAAAUUCUGUAGCAGUACAUGUGUUUGGUGUAACCGGUAAUCUAAUUAGUUAGAUAAUCUGAUAAUCCGAUAAUCUAACUGAUAAUCUAACUGUUCCUACUGAUCCUACUGAUUACUAGUCCUGUUGAUCUUGCUGUUCUUGUGACAUCAACCAGGGCAGCCCAAGAUCCUAAUAUAUAUAUAUAUUUGGGGGGGGGCGGUAGGGGAUUUGCAUGAAAUAAAAAUCUUUAAAGUGACAGCAACAUUGUAAAUGUAAUUUCGUUGGAGAUUUAACAGGGUAAUGUCAAAUUGGAAAUAUUAAUCAUUUAUUCUUUGUUGGUAUUAAUACUUGAAGCCGAAGUGACUUUUAUGAAGAUCAAAGACUUACAAAAUCAAAUAAUUGCUGGAAGAUGAUGGGUCACUUUCUGUUAUUUUGAAGUCAGCAUUGAUUGUUGUGCUUUACAUGUCAUGACCUUGAAAUCUUGUCAUGUUAAUUUGUUUUCAUAUUUGUAAAUAUGAAUUGCAUCAGACGAGAAGUUGUUUGAAGUGAGUACUUCCUAUUUAAACUCCAAGGUUUAAUUUUCAAAAAAGUAAGGAUGAAACUGUUUGGAAUAUGGCCCUUACGGAAUUCAUUUUUCAGAAACAUUCUACUUGAUGAGAUAUUAUGAGUUAAUAUAUUGGUAAUUUAUGAGAAUGAAUUAGAUUCUAUCUUGUAAGACUAAUACAAAAGAUGUUAAUACUUUGGUGCUUCUGAGUUGGAUCUCUUAAUCUGAAAAUGAAAGAUUUGAAGUAAUCUUUAGUUACCUGAGAUUUGCUCUUUUCCAUGAACAAAACUGAUUCCAGAAAGCAGUUGUAGUGAGAAAGCCUCCAGGUUCAACGUUUUACAAAUUUCCUGCAGUGAAUGAUCUUAUUCUGUAAUUUACAAGAAGACAUACACUUAGGAAGCCGAUAAAUGUACACACACUUGUUGUACCCAGAUUUUCAUCUUAAAUUGUUGACGUCCAGAAAUUGAAGAACUGCCAAUUCAUUGUACAACAGAAAUACAUUUGAGUAUGUGGGUGAAAAUUUGUCACAGAAAACACUCUUAGGAAAUGGGACACAAAAAGAUAAGCCAUAAGAAGUAAUUCAUUGAAAGAAGACGCUAAGUAUCCUGCCACAUACCUUGCUGUAUGAGCAUGAUGCAGAUAAAAACUUGGUAAUUAUAAUGUCAAGAAUUCAGUGGAUUACAAAUAACAUGAGGUGCUUGUAAGAUAAAUUUUCAUUUUUGCAAUGUUUCUAACUUGUAAAUUUUGUAGGGCAGUGAUUUUGUGUUUUGAUAUAACUUGUAAUUUGCAGUACAUGUGCGCUGUCAGUGCAAGGUUAUGUUGUCCAUUUGAUGUAAAAUUUGUGCGUUUUUGUUCUGCAGACAGGCUGCAUAUAUAUGUAGGUCAUUUGGUAUUUUACAGAUGCCUGUAGAAACAUGUUAUCCAUCACAUGACUGCAAUAUGGUAAUGAUCUCAUGGAAGGUCAUUUCCACAAUUUGAAUUUUAUUAUUGUGUGUUGGAGAGGCCAGGAUUAAUCAUUAAAUUUUGUAUUUUUCUGUAACGACGUUUGACUUGUAGGAGAAACUAUGUUGUGAGUUAAUAUUGAUAAUGAAACUCGCUAGGUAAAGUUAUAUUUAAGUUAUUAAGGGAAAUUUGCGUCACAUCUUGAAGGUCAUAAAUGUGACCUUUUCAGUGUGCAUUGGUCACUGUACCUUGUAUGAUGCAGCUACAUCUACACCGAACAUGUGUCUUGAAAUCUGAAGAUGGAUUACAGUGUAAGUUGCAAUGAAAACAUGGGUAGGUUUCCGAGUUCAGAAAGUUCAGGUAUGUUUUAGGCCAACAUGUACAUGUAUUUCAAAAACUCUUCGUGAAUGUCUAUGCAACAUCGCAUUCAUAGAAGUGUAUCCAUUGCUUCAAUAAAUGGCUUUCAAAUAGUGAAUUACAGAACCUUUGUACAUCACAUGUACAUCAAAAACUUUUCUCUGUGAAUGUUUUAUGUACAUAAAGGUGUGUAAGUUGUCUUUUCACCAUUUGUGAAUUAGAUGUGUUAUACGUAAUGACUCCAGUGUUGUAUUGAGUCCAUCGCGAGUCACUCAGUCUUUAACCAAUUGACAAGCUAUUCAAAUGAACUGUAACAAAAGCAUUUGUUUGUCAUUGUUCACCCAGUUACGAGAAACUUGUGAAUGAAGUGACUUGUAAAAGGACUUGUAAUGGACUCAAAUGCAUCACUGCUUUAGAAUGCUUGUUAAUGAAAUGUUUUCACCCUGGUGUAAACAGCGUUUGUAAUUUGUUUUUCUAUCUUUGUACUGAACUUUUGUAUUUACUUAAUUUGAAUUAUUAUUGGAAUACAUUAAAGUCAAUCUGACAUUUCAAAAGUUU